AUGCCCCGUGCCAAAUCGAAGGGGAGAUUGGGGACCCAGGGGGCUCGCAACAACAAUAACACCGGAUUCAAUGAUAUUGCGGCCUUUUUGGAGUGCCUUGAAUCAAUUCCAUCCACGGCUGACGGAGCGAGUCAGCAUCCUCUAGUCCGUCCAGCAAAGCGGGCGAAGACGGCCGGGGUCUUGGCAUCAGUGACCAUUGCGCGAGAGCAUUUGGCUGUUACCCUCAGCAGUGCCUCGGGGUAUCAUGGACCUCCGAUUGUAUCAAGGCGCGGGGUCGGAGAAAUGUUCGACGUUCGGCUUCGUGAGGCAGGACAAGAGGGGCCAAUGCCUGGCGAGUGGCAAUUACAACUUAAGCCACGAAGCAGUUACCGCACUCGUGGGUUUGUGGUCUUGGUUUCGCUGGGAGAAACCAGGAUCUCUGCAGAGUUAAGAGCAGCUUUGCGAGUGGCCGAGGUGCAGGCUUUUGACCCCGGCGAAGAGGGCUGUCUAUGGGCUGCGAUAGACUUUACUGCACAUCAAAACGGGGAGUCAACCGAGUUGAGGAUGUCGAUUGAAGUCCGAUGGAAUGGAAUGUCGACAGCAUGGGGAAGUAAAGGGUGGAAUUCGAAUCCGCAACAAGCCCUACGAGAUGAAAUCUUCCAAGUCUGGUAUCCGGAGCUUCGUUUGCAAAGCGAUGGAGAGGCCCCGUCGUGGUCCCCCCAGGAUUUCUACGAGGCCGCUUACGUCCCCGACAAGAUUGGAACUGAAGCUGAACUCAAUUCCAUGGACAUCCCGGGCUUGAAAGCGACUCUGUAUCCGUUUCAGACCCGGGCAAUCCAAUGGCUUUUGCAGCGAGAGGGUGUGAAAUGGGGUCAAGAUCUCUCGAGCAACAAACCAGGCAUCCAGCCAUACGUUCCGCAAGAAAUCACGGAGCCGAUUUCCUUUACGGAAGCCGCAGAUGUUGAUGGCAAUGCCUUCUAUCUGAGCUCGUUACUCGGGGCGGCUCUCAAAAAUACAUCGCCCAUUCGGCAGCUCCAGGAAAUUCGCGGUGGAAUUCUCGCCGAGGAGAUGGGACUCGGGAAGACACUGGAAAUCAUCGCAUUGAUACUCCUGCAUCGGCGCCCUGAAGGGCCUGUCAUGCUGUUUGAUUACUUUUUGGGACGUCAGCUUCUCACAACCUCGGCGACCCUGAUUAUUGCGCCGACCCCACUGCUCGACCAAUGGAUUUCUGAGCUGAACAGGCACGCACCGGGCCUCAAAGUCAUGAUCUAUCCGGGAGUCAAGGCGGUAUCAAAGGCGAAGGACGAUGACGGGCUUUCCGCAGAGAGCCUAGCCGAGCAAGACGUGGUGAUCACCACAUAUGAGGUUCUUCGCAGAGAGAUCUGGGCGGCCGCCGACGAGCCAACUCGGUCUCUACGCGGUGAGAAGCAAUACGAGCGUAUCAGGUCCCCACUAGUGCAGCUCUCUUGGUGGCGAGUGUGCAUUGAUGAGGCGCAGAUGGUUGAGAACUGGACGAAUAAUGCAGCAAAACUUGCGAGGAAGAUUCCUCGGGUCAACGCUUGGGGUGUCACAGGCACACCGGUCAAAGAUGAUGUCAAGAAAGAUCUUCGGGGUUUGCUGCUCUUUCUUCGGCAUGAACCGUAUGCCUCCAACACCAAGAUCUGGAACGCGCUCACUACUUUCGACAAGGACUCAUUCCGAAAGAUCUUCAAUUCGAUAUCGAUGCGCCACAGCAAGAGCCACGUCAGAAAUGAGAUCGCGAUCCCGCAGCAGAGGCGUUAUGUCAUCACCAUGCCGUUCACCGCCGUCGAGGAACAGCAUUACCAAGGUCUCGUCUCCCAGCUCGCCGAAACCUGUGGCUUGGACCCGAAGGGGAACCCGCUGCGGGGUGAUUGGGACCCGGAAGACCCUGCUAUACAGCGCCACAUGCGCGUCGCGCUCGACCGACUCCGUCAGACGGUAUUGCACCCUGAAGUGGGAGGGCGGAACAGGCGUGCGUUUGGACAAAAGGCCGGCCCGAUGCGGACGGUCACUGAGGUCUUGGAUGCGAUGCUAGAACAAGCCGACACCACGGUGAGGGCGGAGCAGCGCGCACUGCUCUCGGCCAAGGUGGAUAAGGGGCAGGUCAUCGCUUGUCAAACCCGGGCGGAAGACGCCCUCGCGGUGUGGUCUAAGGUUGUCGAGGAAAGCGUGGAGUUAGAGACUGAACUGCGGGCCCAGUUGAAACUAGAGAUUGAGGCAGAGUCGCGCAGAGUGUCGGAAAGGGACGAAGAUGAGGAGGGCCACGAGGAUGUAACAGCGUUGCGCACCGGAGAGCUUCGUCGCCGGUUACGGUCGGUACUUGAGAUUCAGCACCGCGCCAUAUUCUUUUGCGGGAAUGCAUACUUCUCGAUGAAGUCUAAGGGGGAAACGGUGCCGCCUGAUUCGGACGAGUUCAAGGCGCUGGAGGCGAAGGAGGUCGCCGCGUAUGACCGAGCUAAGGAGGUGCGAAGAGAGAUUCUUCAGGAGAGCCAUGGAAAAGCAAAGAAAUUGAUGGAGCGGCUUACCAAGGCAGCACAACAACAAGCCUUCGCGGUUAUCCCAGCUUUCGAGGAGAUUGACAAGAGCGGGAUCGAAACCCGGCGAAUUGCGGAAGCCCUCGAGGAGCUCAAUGGCGCGUUGGACGAUCAAGCUGGUGAGCUUGACAACUGGCGUGAACAUGUCAUCCAGCUGCUCCUCAAGCCCCUUGUCGACGAGGAAAGCGAGGAAACCACCGGUGAAGAAUACGGGGACUCAACCAAGCUACAGGAUGAGAUUCUGGUGUACCUCCAGGCGCUGCGGAUUGCCGUUGCGGACCGGCAUGCCGCCAUCACGGGGCAGAAGAACUUCCUCGUGGAACACGAGAUGAAGGUGGCCGCGCGGAUGGCCGCAGCGGGGGAGGGCCCAUUCCCGGAAAAGUUUCUCCAGCUCGUUGCGAUUUGUGCGAAGAUCAAGCCGCCGUUCGCCGAGCGAGACCCCCUGACGUCGAUGCGUGGCAUUGUUUCUGAACUGCGAGUCCUUGCUGUCCAGCUCCGCAACCAGGUAGCCACAGGGUCCGCUCGAGCUUCCACUGAGCUGGCCUUGGUGACAAACCUGCUGAAGUCGACGCUUGAUUAUCAGACAGAGCAGACUAAGGCGGCCGUGGCUAUGGACAAGGAGAUUGAGCGUUUCAUGGACAUGGUGAACGCACGGAUCGAAUAUUACCGCCAGCUGCAGGAGGUUUCCGACACGGUUGCUGAGUAUGAGGGUUCCCUGGAGGCCCCGGCGCUGGAGGCCGCUCUGGAGGAAUCGGAGAAACAAGAAGCAAACCUGGAAGAAAAGUUGAACGCUGCCGCGGCAAAGCAUCGUUAUUUGGUGUUUCUGAAGGAACAAGAGUCCAAUUCGGGCGAGCAGCGGAUGUGUAUCAUCUGCCAGUCGGCUUUCUCAGUUGGUGUCCUGACCAUCUGCGGUCAUCUCUUCUGCAAGGAAUGCAUCACUCUGUGGUUCCGGGCACACAGAACGUGCCCGAUGUGCAAGAAACGCUUGACCCAGUCAAACUUGUACGACAUCACCUUGAAACCCCAGCAGCUCAAGGUACAUUCGGAAGCGCACGAUAGAGGCGGGGACAAUCCCAAGCAAACAGACACGGCCCGGCCCGAAAAGGUGUCGACGAUCUACUCAGAGUUCCACACGGACAAACUCAACGAGAUCAAGGACAUUGACCUCGACGGCCCGAGCUUCACCACGAAAGUAGACAUGCUAGUCCGCCACCUCCUCUGGCUCCGACAGUCCGACCCGGGAGCCAAGUCCAUCGUCUUCUCCCAGUACAAAGAAUUCCUCGACGUGCUAGCCCUCGCCUUCCGGCGCUACCGCAUCGGGUACACCUCCUUCGAAAAGGCCAACGGCAUCGCCAGCUUCAAAGAAGACCCAGGCACCGAGGUCUUCCUCCUGCACGCGCGCGCCCACGCCAGCGGCCUCAAUCUCGUCAAUGCCAGCCACGUGUUCCUGUGCGAGCCGCUGCUCAACACGGCGCUGGAGCUGCAGGCCAUCGCGCGUGUCGACCGUAUCGGCCAGGAGAGCGAGACCACCGUGUGGCUGUACAUUGUCGAGGGCACCGUCGAGGAGUCCAUCCACCGCCUGUCAGUGCAGCGGCGUAUGGAGCAUAUGGGACGUCAGAAUACCAACACUAACAACAACAACCACACCACCAACAACAGCCCAGACAAAGGCAAAUCCAAGGAUCCAACCCCCGAGUUACUAGACGCCAAACUCGACGAAGCCAACGCACUCGAGAUGCAGCAGGCACAUCUGUCGAAACUGAUGGGCAAGGACGGGAUCUCGGGGGAGGCGGUGGACAAGGCGGAUUUGUGGACGUGUUUGUUUGGACACUUGCACUCGGAGAAAGAUGGGGGUGGUGGGAGGAGUGUGGGUGGGGAAGGGGCUGCGCGGCCGGUGAGUUUGUCUACGAGGCGGUUUUUGGCUGUGGAGGCGGCGGAGGAAAGGAUGGAGGGUCGUAAGUCGUAG
This is a messenger RNA of Dichotomopilus funicola, 4500 nucleotides long. RefSeq names its product putative ATP-dependent helicase IRC20. NCBI's taxonomy places the organism in Eukaryota, Fungi, Ascomycota, Sordariomycetes, Sordariales, Chaetomiaceae. Gene Ontology annotation, biological process: protein polyubiquitination; DNA damage response. The coding region runs from base 1 to 4500 and encodes 1499 amino acids. The transcript is spliced from 4 exons. Gene Ontology annotation, cellular component: nucleus. Gene Ontology annotation, molecular function: ATP-dependent chromatin remodeler activity; ATP binding; ubiquitin protein ligase activity. The record is from RefSeq and is a predicted model, not a curated record.